UACGCUCCAAAACGCACUCCGCUACGUCUUGUUUGAGCGGAGGAAAAUCGUCCAGUCUUCACAUGUUGUUACCUUGUUAUCUGUGUUGGAAAACUUUGUCUAAUGAAAGCAGGUGUCUGUUUAAGGUGGGGGGAGUUGCCAUCCGAAACCGUUCGGCUCUGUCUGCGUGAAAUAGGGAAUGAACGACGAGACAGCAUCGGACAGCUGGAAGAGAAACUCCGGGUGCUCCAGAUAUAAUGGUUGGGUCCAGAGACACAGACACAUUCAGUAUUGAGCAAAUGCUGGCUGUGAAUCCCGGAAAGACGCCCAUCAGUCUGCUGCAGGAGUAUGGAACGCGGAUAGGCAAGACCCCAGUGUAUGACCUGCUGAAGGCCGAGGGACAGGCCCACCAGCCCAACUUUACAUUCCGUGUCUCCGUCGGAGAGAUCAACUGCACCGGCCAAGGGCCGAGCAAGAAGGCAGCCAAGCACAAAGCAGCUGAGGCUGCUCUGAAGAUGCUCAAAGGAGGCCUUGGAGGUCCUGCUGGACUUGGUGUUGGAGUAGACGGAUUCAUUGGUGUUGAUGUGCCUGCUGAUGGAGACAGUUCCCAGCCAGACAUGAAGACCUUGAGUAGUUCUCAGCAGUCUGAAUGUAACCCUGUAGGAGCUCUGCAGGAAUUGGUAGUGCAGAAAGGAUGGCGUUUGCCAGAGUACACUGUGACCCAAGAAUCUGGACCGGCGCACCGCAAGGAGUUCACCAUGACGUGCAGAGUAGAGAGAUUUGUGGAAAUUGGAAGUGGUACUUCAAAGAAGCUAGCUAAGAGAAAUGCAGCAGCUAAGAUGUUAUCACGCAUUCAUGAUGUCCCAGUCGACCUGAGGACGAGCAACGAUGCUGACACAGAAGAUGACACGUUCACCAUGCACAUGGGGAGUAGAGCAGAGUCAGGUAAAAGUAAAGGCUUCAGCUGCACAUGGGACUCUCUACGCAACUCGGCUGGAGAGAAGAUCCUCCAGCUCCGCAGCCAUCCCCUGGGCAUACCAUCUGACUCCAACUUCUGCUCUUUACUGACUGAUCUGUCUGUUGAACAGCGUUUUGACGUCAGUUACUUGGAUCUAGAAGAACGCAGUCUGAGUGGCCUCUGUCAGUGUCUGGUGGAGUUAUCUACGCAGCCAAUCACGGUAUGCCACGGCUUUGCUCCAAGCAUCGAUGCAGCUCGUGCCAAUGCAGCCCACAAUGCACUUCAGUACCUCAAAAUCAUGGCUGGAGGGAAGUGAUAGGACUUGUCAUUUUCCUUCACAGAGACCAGCACACAGUGCCAUGAAAAAAAAUUGCACGGACUACAGAGGCACUUAUCUUUAUUGGCGAAAUGGCCGUAACAAUUUGUGAUGAAUUCUAAUAACCUGAAUUACCUCAGAUUUGACAAUGGUGACUUCUGUUCAUAAAUUCAACCCUGGAGUCCCUUUUUUAUUUAUGCUGAUUUGUAAUUGUUGCCAAUGAUGUUUUUAGUUGCCCAAAACCUCAUGCAUCUUUUACUCGUUGCAUAUUAAUCAAUAUUCUAUUAAAAUGCACUAGUUACUUUGCAUUUUAUUUUGUCGUGUGUGCAGCUCCAUAUCCUUCCGCCAGACCCUGAUGCAACAUAAAGGUGCAAAUUUAAAGAGGUUUUU
Sphaeramia orbicularis (orbiculate cardinalfish) is the source of this 1643-nucleotide messenger RNA. RefSeq names its product TAR (HIV) RNA binding protein 2 (gene tarbp2). Gene Ontology annotation, cellular component: RISC complex; RISC-loading complex; cytoplasm. Gene Ontology annotation, molecular function: pre-miRNA binding; siRNA binding; double-stranded RNA binding. The record is from RefSeq and is a predicted model, not a curated record. The transcript has 8 exons. Bases 237 to 1253 code for a protein of 338 amino acids. Lineage: Eukaryota; Metazoa; Chordata; Actinopteri; Kurtiformes; Apogonidae. Gene Ontology annotation, biological process: regulation of viral transcription; siRNA processing; regulation of miRNA processing.